AUGGCCGACAAUACUCAGUCUGCGUUCUGGGAAUCAAUGCCUAGCGACUUGCGCAAUGCCGUCGAACAAGCAAUUCCGGCAAACGUUUUAGAAGAGAAACUAACCUUGUCCACGGAAUCCGAAAGCCUGGCAACCAGAUAUGCACGGCUAGAACGCUUUCUCACAGACACGGCCGCCCAGGAAGACCAAAGCAAGCAGCCCUCUGGGCAUCCACCAUUCCGCGGUCAAACCACAAGCAACUCACCAGUCUCCACUCUCUUCCCACUAGCCAUACUCCAAACCGAAACAAACCAAUACGCCGCCGCCGAAAAAUCAUAUCGCAAGCUCCUCACUACAUCUCCAUCUUCUCAACCGGACCUUGCCGCCACCUCAAAUCUAAUCGACGUGCUCAACCACCAGCGUAAAUACGCCGAAGUACAGAAGAUGUCAAUGCAAGUGCUGCCUUUGCUUCCAAAAAGAGUUGGGUGCAACNNUAGUCCGCAGUAUCUGGGUUGUAUGCGGAAAUUGAUGGAUAGUUUGGUUGGACAAGGCAAAGGUGGGGAAGCAAGACAAUUGCUUCAGAGGGGUAUGGAUUUGGUGUCUACGAUUGGGGAUGGCGAUGUUAAGGAAGAAGAAGUCGAGGCUAUGCAGGAGAUGGGCAGGAAGAUUGAUUCGCAGGGUUAG
Molecule: messenger RNA, 663 nt
Organism: Aureobasidium musti
Lineage: Eukaryota; Fungi; Ascomycota; Dothideomycetes; Dothideales; Saccotheciaceae
Source: the annotation of a GenBank genome assembly